Molecule: messenger RNA, 429 nt
Organism: Solanum tuberosum (potato)
Lineage: Eukaryota; Viridiplantae; Streptophyta; Magnoliopsida; Solanales; Solanaceae
Product: RNA-directed DNA polymerase homolog
Exons: 3
Coding region: 1-429 (142 amino acids)
Source: RefSeq, a predicted model, not a curated record
AUGGGUAAGUCUCGUACAAUAUGUACCAAAAAAGGAGGCAUCACGGUGGUUCCAAAUGAGAAAGGGGAACUUGUACCUAUGAGGCUGGUCACUGAUUGGCGAAUUUCCAUUGCACUGAAAGAUCAAGAGAAAACUACUUUUACAUGUACCUAUGGGACUUUGGCUUUCAAGAGGAUGCCUUUUGGGUUGUGCAAUGCUCCGGCAACAUUCCAACGAUGUAUGUUUUCUAUAUUUGCAGUUAUGGUAGAAGACUCAAUGGAGAUAUUCAUGGAUGAUUUUUCAGUCGUUGGUGAUUCAUUUGAAGCAUGUAUUGAACACCUUGGGAAGGUACUACAAAGAGCAUAUUUGUUGGGAACUACAGUGGUGGUGCACAUGGAUCAUGCUGCCAUUAUAUAUUUGAUGGCUAAGAAAGAUGCAAAUCAAGACUGA